This is a messenger RNA of Kwoniella shivajii, 729 nucleotides long. RefSeq lists its product as uncharacterized. Gene Ontology annotation, molecular function: sequence-specific DNA binding; DNA-binding transcription factor activity. The record is from RefSeq and is a predicted model, not a curated record. The coding region runs from base 1 to 729 and encodes 242 amino acids. The transcript is spliced from 3 exons. Gene Ontology annotation, biological process: regulation of DNA-templated transcription. Lineage: Eukaryota; Fungi; Basidiomycota; Tremellomycetes; Tremellales; Cryptococcaceae.
AUGAACGAGAGUAAUCGUCAACCAUCCAGCGAGACACCUAGCAAGCGGAGGCUAUCAAUCGGACUUCCAGCAGAUCUCAAUUCCAUAGCGGAGAAGAAACCAAGGUUUGACCAGACCCAAACGAUCCGUGGCAGAGACUCCGCCGAUUACACUCCUGAACUUGAACAACCUUCAACGGCAACGUCGACUAAAUUCACCCACCAAUCAACCUCAUCCUAUUCAUCUCCAUCAAGUUCCAAUGGGGAAGACCAUGCUGGACACGGCAGAAAUAGGGGUCCUGACAGAUCAAGCAGCUUUUCCACCAGAAGGGUGAAGCAUCAUCGACGUCCGUCGUAUCCACCAAGUUGGGUUACCGACAAUGACCGCCACCGAGGUUUACCUUCUGGCUCUUCUUCAAAACCUCCUAAUAUUCGCACUCAAAGCUAUCAAGCUACAUCUUCCACUUCCGUUCCUGCAUCGAAACCUUCCAGCCCCCCACCAGGUUUCAACCUAUCUUCCGGUCAACCACUCGUCAACCCACCUCAGAAAACUCAAGCUGCCUUUGUGGGAAAAUUGUAUUCCAUGCUGGAAGAUGAAGAGAUUGUAAAGACUGGUUUGAUCUUUUGGUCCGCUGAGGGAGCUACUUUUACUUGUCCAAACCCUCAAGAUUUCUCCAAAGCUGUCUUACCCAAAUUUUUCAAGCAUAAUAAUUGGCAGAGUUUCGUUCGUCAACUCAAUAUGUAUUCGUGA